CCCGCUCGAGUUAUUUUCCCCGCGGUUCAGCGGCGUGGCUGCGUGGCGGCAUAACAACGUAACGUCUGAACAACGUAGCGUCUUAACAUCUUAACAUCGCAACUGUUGCAUGUCCGCUGGAGGCAUUCCAGACGAACGUGCUCCUCGUUUAGCGUUUCUUUUGAAUUUUUUUUUUCCGUUGCGUGUACCAACAGCGGCGUCCCCCCGCGCAGGUCGCCGAUCGCCGCCGUUUGUUCUUUGACUCCCCAGGUGGCGCCUCAGGAUGGGCAAGUUUCGGGGGGGUAAGGAUAAGAAGCAGCCCGGAAAGGGGGGCAUAAAGAAGAGCCCAAAGAAGGGUAUACAGAAGGGCAUAAAGAAGGGCGGAAAAAUAGUCCCAAAAAUAGUCCCAAAAGGAGGAGAAAUCCCCCCCCCGAAGAAGCAGGCAAAUAAGCAGGCAAAGAAGCAGGCAAAGAAGCAGGCAAAGAAACAGGCAACGCGGCCGGCAAAGCCGCUGACAAACACCCCCACGGAAGAGACAUACUUGCAGAGCAGCGGCAGCUCCGUGGGCGGUGCCCCGCUGGAUGCUCCCUCCCCCGAAGUGCCAUGCGGUAGCCCGGGGGGCGGCCUCUUCGACGGGCUGUUCGCCGACCUGAAGGGCGUGCUGAGCGAGAGCCUGCUGCAAACGCUGGAAAAAAAUAAUUUUGUCCAAACGACGAGCAUCCAGAAGAGGAGCAUCCCAAUUGUCCUACGCGAUAAUGAUGUCUUCCUCAAGUCCAUGACUGGUUCGGGGAAGACCCUCUCGUAUGCAUUGCCCUCCAUUCAGAAGAUCCUAAAUUUGCAAAAGGAAAAAAUAAAGAUAACGAGAGACAUGGGCACAUUCAUCUUGGUACUCUCCCCGACGAGGGAGCUGGCUAUUCAAAUAAACAGUUUGUUCACCACGCUGACGAAGCCGUACCCGUACAUUGUAGUCUCCUGCCUAACCGGGGGAGAGAAAAAAAAAUCGGAAAAAAAUCGCCUGAAAAAGGGAGUGUCCAUUCUGACGUGCACCCCCGGGAGGCUGCUGGACCACUUGGAGCACACCAAGGGGUUGAAGCUGUCCUUCCUGCAGAGCCUCAUUUUGGACGAGGCGGACAAGGUGAUCUUCCUCGGCUCGCAGGACAGGGUGCGCCUCAUCUUCGACGCGAACUUCCAAAUGGUGUUCAUCUCCGCCACGCUGAACCACGCCGUGAAGAGCCUGGCCAACUACUGCCUAACCAACCGGACGGUGUGGGUGGAGGCGAAGGAGGACGGCGCCCCCGGGGGGGGGUUAAGCGGCGAGUUAAGCGGCGAGUUAAGCGGCGGGGUGGUGGUGCAGCCCUCCACCCAUGAGGAGGAAGUCACCCCCACGGUGGGAGAAGACGACUGGAAGUACGAUCUCCCAGAACAGUUAAAGCAAUUUUGCAUUGUUACAGAUUUUAGGAAGAAGUUCCUCUGCCUCGUGCAUUUGUUACUCUCCUGCAUGAAGAAGAAGCAAAAGCCGGUGGUCUUUCUCUCCAAUUGCCACAGCGUAGAGUAUAUGGGAGCUCUCCUAAAGAGCUUAUACUGGCCAACCGAUUUGAAGAAAGAAAACAUGGAGGUUCAUAAGAAGCUACACAAGGGUAUCCCCUCUGUUCUGCUGAAGGAGGAUGAGCAAUUGUUGCGAAAGCAUUUGGAGCAGACGCUCCAGAGGAGGGAGUGCCAAUUAGCAGGGGAUCCAUCGAAGAGGAGAAAAAAGGGGGGAAUUACCCUACCGUUUAAGAACAUUCACGUGGAUGACCUGUUAGGGGAAGACUCCUGCGACGAGAGGAACGGCUCCGCUGGAGGAGGAGACCGGUCCGCUCUCUACAAUGUCAGCACGGAUAGGCACAAGAGGAAGUACCUCUUCGGGGACACACACAUAUACACGCUGCACGGGAAUAUGUCGAAGGAGGACCGUCUAGGCAACUUCUUAGAUUUUGCAAAUGGGAAAAGAGGAGACAACUGCAUUUUGCUAUGUACCGAGAUUGUCUCUAGGGGAGUGAACCUGGAUGAGCUGAGUGUCGUCGUGCAGUAUGACCCCCCCCAAGUUUUUGAAGAAUACGUGCAUAAGGUGGGUCGAACGGCCAGACUACAAAAGGAGGGGACCUCCUACUUGUUCCUCCUCCCGACAGAAGUGGAGUUUCUAAACGUUCUGCGAGAGAAGAAGAUCCAUGUGAAGACCAUCCGGGGGGAGGAACUCAUCGGGAAGUUCCGCAGGGAAGAUGUGCCUCCUUCUUUCGCUUCCAUUGGGGGAGAUCUCCUCAGCUUCAUUUACAAUCAUUUUAAGGUGACAGUCAAGUCGGAUGAGUCCCUCAUGGAGAAGGCCACUAGUGCCUUCCUGGCGUCCGUGACGGCCUACUACUCGGUGAGCAAGCCCCUGAGGCACAUCUUCUGCGCGAAGAGCCUGCACCUGGGGCACCUCGCCUACGCCUUCCUGCUGGACGAGAGCCCCCGCGAAAUCGCCCAGCUCAACAAGCAGCAGCGCUACUUGCGGGUCAAGCGCCACACCACGCUGGGCAAGCGCGAGCGCCGCCUCCUCCGCGGGGGGGCGAGUGCAGCGCAGCUGGACGCUGUGAAGAAGUACCUCAAGAGCUUUGACCACAAGAACGAGGAGGAGAGCAUCAACGGGUUCGCGCAGCUCCUCAAGCAGCUUAACAUCAAAAUGGCCGUCUUUGACUUUGACUUGACCAUAAUCGGUGCCCACUCGGGAGGCUACAUAGACAAGGCCAACGACGUGGGCCACAUCGGGACGGCAGUGACCAACCACUUUAAGCUUCUCUCCAAGGCGCUCAAGGAGAACGGCAUCAAAAUUACCGUCGCGACGUUUUCGGACGAGGAGGCCAUCCGGUACAGCCGCGGGCGGAACCCCACCCUCAUCGCGGGCACGGACAUGGUCAAGUUCAGCAUGCAGCAGAGCAAGUGCGACGCGAAAAUAGAGAAGGUCUACGCCUACUACCCCCCCUACUACAGAGAGCCGCGGCACUACCGCCAGCUGGGGAUGGACAAGCCGAUGAGCCACGACAAGUCGUACCAUUUGAAGCAGAUCAGAACCGACUUCGGCGUAAACGUGGACGAGAUUUUGUUCGUGGACGACGACGUGAAUAACUGCACCUCGGCGAAGAAGGAGGGGUACCUGACCUUCAACGUGACUGGGAAGAAUGGCUUUAACUUUAAGAGCGUCAAGGUUAUGUAG
Plasmodium vivax (malaria parasite P. vivax) is the source of this 3208-nucleotide messenger RNA. Its product is annotated as DEAD/DEAH box helicase, putative. The transcript is spliced from 8 exons. Bases 263 to 3208 code for a protein of 981 amino acids. Lineage: Eukaryota; Apicomplexa; Aconoidasida; Haemosporida; Plasmodiidae. Gene Ontology annotation, cellular component: nucleolus. Gene Ontology annotation, molecular function: ATP binding; nucleic acid binding. The record is from RefSeq and is a predicted model, not a curated record. Gene Ontology annotation, biological process: maturation of LSU-rRNA from tricistronic rRNA transcript (SSU-rRNA, 5.8S rRNA, LSU-rRNA).